Colletotrichum aenigma is the source of this 1140-nucleotide messenger RNA. RefSeq lists its product as uncharacterized. Bases 1 to 1140 code for a protein of 379 amino acids. Gene Ontology annotation, molecular function: four-way junction helicase activity; nucleic acid binding; 3'-5' DNA helicase activity. Gene Ontology annotation, cellular component: cytoplasm; chromosome. The record is from RefSeq and is a predicted model, not a curated record. Lineage: Eukaryota; Fungi; Ascomycota; Sordariomycetes; Glomerellales; Glomerellaceae. The transcript has 2 exons. Gene Ontology annotation, biological process: double-strand break repair via homologous recombination.
AUGCACGAGGCCAGCGGGUACAGCGCGUUCAUAUGGGCGGACGACAUCAUCCGGCAGAGGGACUCGGAAGAAAGCAGCGCGGCGGCAGGAUUAGAAGAGCAAAGUGGUGACAACAUGGAUAUCGGGGAUGGCAACAAUCACAGUGCAAAUGCAGAUGAGGCUGGGGAUGAGAGCACAAGUGUGGGCGACUGGACGUGGAAAGAGGAGCGAACGUGGACGACAGACAGGGCGCGGCGGAUCAUGCAACGGACCAGCAUGAGACUGCUGGGAUGCCAGGUCAACGUGAGCAUGUGGCGGCACAUCGCCAUCGGCAUCGCUAACCGCUACUUGAACGAGUCGUUCGGCCGGCCGGGCGGAGACGACGCCGGCGUGGGAUCGGAAGAGGGGACGGACGAGGUCGAGGACAGCCCGUGGGACUUGCAGGCGGGGCACAGCACGCGGAUAGCGGGCAUGAUCUACGCGCGAGAGCUCAUGCAGUUCGGCAGCGGUCUCGCGGCGAGGCAGCAACAGUUCCGCCGAGUCAGCCGUCAGUGGCACAGGUUUCUGGGCUUCGGCGCCGAGGAUUCGGAGUCGAAAUGGGGUCCCGCGGGCUGCAAGAGGAAAAAGACGGAGGCGUACGAAGGGCCACGGCUCGCAGCCAGGCUCCGACGGUUUGAGAAGCUGAGGAGAAUCGACUUGGAGGGCCAGCUGCGGCAGAUGACGGGUGACGACUCGGCGAUGUUCCGCGGGAACCAGAGAGAAGCGGUGCUCGCCAUCGCCAGCGGGCACACGCCGAUCGUGCAGGUGAUGGGGACGGGCGGGUGGCAAGAGCGUCUCGUUCAUGCUGCCGGCGUUCUGCUCGCCGGACGGAGUGACGGUGGUCGUGACGCCGCUGGUGGCGCUGCGGGCCGGAAGAACAACCAGGCGGCGUCCAUCAUCUUCGUCACGCCCGAGUCAGCCGUCACAAAGGGGUUCAGGGACUUCAUCGCACGGCUGGAAGGGAGGCAGGCGCUGGACCGCGUCGUCGUGGACGAAUGCCACGUCGUGCUCGAGGGGUCACGGAGCUUCCGGCCGCGGCUCAGAGAGCUCGGAGAGGCGAUUCGCGAGUUCGGCGUACAGACGAUAUGCUUGACGGCGACACUUGCGCCGACGGACGAGUAG